Messenger RNA from Conger conger (European conger), 2351 nucleotides. RefSeq names its product chemokine (C-X-C motif) receptor 3, tandem duplicate 1 (gene cxcr3.1). Bases 72 to 1193 code for a protein of 373 amino acids. The transcript has 3 exons. Gene Ontology annotation, cellular component: membrane. Gene Ontology annotation, biological process: immune response; chemotaxis; regulation of leukocyte migration. Gene Ontology annotation, molecular function: C-X-C chemokine receptor activity. The record is from RefSeq and is a predicted model, not a curated record. NCBI's taxonomy places the organism in Eukaryota, Metazoa, Chordata, Actinopteri, Anguilliformes, Congridae.
CAUACUGCUGAUUGUAACUGGCUGACACACUUCUUUGGAACUAGUCGGCAAUUUGAAUUUCAAUUCUGUCAAUGGGAAGCAUGGAAGUCUUUGAAGGAGAUGACCUGUCGACAUUAUUUUAUGGCAGUGGCUAUAAUGACACUAAUUACAGUAAUUACCCCAUUGAGAGCACUUGCUGCAACAGUGGCUUGGUGUGCACGCAGGGGGAAAGCAUGCGGUUUCAGGCAGUGUUCAUCCCGGUUCUGUACUCCCUGGCGCUGGUGCUCGGCCUGCUGGGAAACGGGCUGGUUCUGGGAGUUCUGUUCCAGCUGCGGCGGACCUGGAGCGUGACCGACACCUUCAUCCUGCACCUGGCCGUGGCCGACACCCUGCUGCUGCUCACUCUGCCCUUCUGGGCCGUGGAGGCCACGCAGGGCUGGAUCUUUGGCACCGAGCUGUGCAAGCUGAUGGGGGCCAUCUUCAAGAUAAACUUCUACAGUGGGAUCUUCCUGCUGGCCUGCAUCAGUCUGGAUCGCUACCUGUCCAUCGUACACGCCGUUCAAAUGUACUCCCGCCGUAAGCCCUGGGCAGUGCAGGCCAGCUGUCUGUGCGUCUGGCUCUUCUGCCUCCUGCUCUCCAUCCCCGACUGGGUCUUCCUGGAGUCGUCCAGUGAUGUGAGAAGGGACAAGGUAGAGUGCACCCACAACUACCAGCGCUUCAACGCCAACAUGAAGCACUGGCGCUUGGCCUCCCGGCUGCUCUACCACGUCGUCGGCUUCCUCCUGCCCUCUGCGGUCAUGGUCUACUGCUACUCCUGCAUCCUGCUGAGGCUGCGGGGUGGCUCCCAGGGGCCCCAGAAGCAGAAGGCCAUCAGGGUGAUCUUAGCGCUGGUGGUUGUCUUCUUUAUCAGCUGGACCCCGUACAACAUCACCAUGUUAGUGGACACCGUCCAGUCCGACCCGACGAAGGCUAACCAGACAUGCGCGGACAUCACGGCCCUGGAUGUGUCCCUGACGGUCACCUCGACCCUGGGCUACCUGCACUGCUGCCUGAACCCCGUGCUGUACGCUUUCGUGGGCGUUAAGUUCCGGCGCCAUCUGCUGGACAUGCUGAACACCUGGGGCUGCAGGAUCAAGGGCCACGUUGGGCCAAUUGCGAGACGAAGCUCAAUGUGGUCAGAGUCUGGAGACACCUCGUACACCUCAGGGUUCUGAGGGGCCGGUGUCCCUCAAUUCUGAAUUUGGGAUCAAUGUUCUACAGUGAAUGGGAUCAUGUAACUUGGCAUGGCUGUACAUAAGCAAGAACAUGAGAAAGGAAACGUCCAGAAAAAAAGGCAUUGUAAAAACAGAGGUUGCAUACUCAGGAGCAUAAGACUGCUUGCCAUGCCAAUAGGCCAUUGUUCUUCAGCCAUGAAUUCAGUAAGCUGAACGUGGUGUUCAGGAGAAAAUUAAAGGGGGACAAUUACAGCAUGCUUCUAUAUUUUACAAAAAAACAAACAAAUGAUCAUAGACAAAAGAGCCACCCAGAACAGAGGCGAAUUGUGUUAAUGGCUGAUAUUUGUAGUCAAAUAAAUUUGCUGUUAGCUGCAGUAUCCACUCUGUACACUUCUGCCAGGUUAUCUAGCAAAGAAUGCAAAUGCUCACAGAUGCUGAUGUUUAACUGCUACAGAAUCUAAUUUGAAUUCCAGGCAGGUUAAUGCUACAUAUUUCCAUAUUGUGGAUCAAAGUGCUACUUCUCCUUGAUCUCCUGCACAGUGGGUAGUAUAGUCUUUACUGUCUUUUACAUGUGCACACAAUCACACAUAAACAUCAUAGUGUGAUUAUGCCGCAUGACAAAUACAGAUGGAAAAUGCUUUCUGUUUAAUUAUGUUGUAUCAUAAUGUCACUGUUUUUCAUGUAUUGAAUCCAGACAUAGAUUUUUACUGGCCACAUCUUGUGCUAGGCCAGGGAUACUUAAUCUUAUACAGAAAGGGUCAGUGUGGUUGCAGGCUUUUGUUCCAACCAGGCAGUUACACCCUGAUCUGACUAAUCAAGGUCCUUAGCAAAGACUCAGGUGUGUAUUGUAACUGCCUGGUUGGAAUCAAAGCUUAGACCCACACUGGCCCUUUCUGGGAGAGAAUGAGUAUCUCUGUGUUUGGUAAUAGUUGCUUGAAUUAAUUUUCAAUAGAAACUUAGAAAUUAUAGAAAAAGAUUUGUUUCAUUCUGGGAAGCAUAUCUUUUUUUUGUUCAAUUCAUUUUUACUGUUUUUUAUAUUGCUUUUUUCACUUAAUAUUGUAAAUUGUUUUUCAAAACUUGUAGCUUGCAAUACUAAAGACAAAUGGCAUGUAUAUUUUUAUAGUUUUGAAAGAAUAAAUUUGAUUUGCUUGUCACAUA